GUCCCCAACACCCUCUUUAUUCUGCAAUAAAAUUACUCCUUUCCCAAACUAAAUCCUCGAUCUCCAUUCAUCGCCCACUUCGAUCCUCUAUUCUAUAUUGGUCUUUUUUCUGACUCGUUGGAAUCGGAUCCAGUUGGCACAACACAAAUGGGUAUUUGCAGUUCGUCCUGCUCGACGGACGUCGCCACGGCCAAGCUCAUCUUACAAGACGGUCGGCUACAAGAAUUCUCGUAUCCAGUUAAAGUUGCUUACGUUCUGCAAAAGAACCCCACGUGCUUCAUCGCAAACUCCGACGAGAUGGACUUCGACGACUUCGUAUCCGCGGUGAACGAAGACGAAGAGCUUCAACUUGGUCAGCUUUAUUUUGCUUUGCCGUUGAGUAAGCUGAAGCAACCACUCCAGCCCGAGGAAAUGGCUGCAUUGGCGGUCAAAGCUAGCUCCGCGUUGAUGAAGGCAAGUGGCGGUGAGAAAUUUGGGUGGGGCGGGAAACCGGUUUCUCCGAUGGUUUUCCCCGGCGACGAGCUGAUGUCUCCGAGAAGAGCAGUUUCCGGUGGCGAUGCCCGUGGUGGGUUGAGGAGGGGAAGGAAUGGUGGACGGGAAAGAAAGUUUACGUCAAUGUUGAGAGCAAUACCCGAAUAGAGGGGUACUUUGGGAAAUGAGGGGGUUGGCUGUGUAAAUACCGUAAUCCUUUGGGGUUAAAUUGUUUCAAUUUUGUAGCGUUUCAAGUCGUAGAGCUGUUUUCCGUGGAUGCGAUGAUGUGAUUAGUGGCUAGCACUGUACCCCGUUGAACGUUUUUGUUUACUUUACUGCCUGUCCCCCACUGAAGGGUCAUGUUACAAUUUUACCCUUAC
Messenger RNA from Juglans regia (Persian walnut), 851 nucleotides. RefSeq lists its product as uncharacterized. The coding region runs from base 148 to 639 and encodes 163 amino acids. The record is from RefSeq and is a predicted model, not a curated record. The transcript has a single exon. Lineage: Eukaryota; Viridiplantae; Streptophyta; Magnoliopsida; Fagales; Juglandaceae.